AUAGUUGUACGUAUCUUGGCAAUAGCCUCAAGCUUGCUAUCUCUCCGCGAACUCUCUCUCUCUGGGUUCAAAAGACUCACUUUGACUCGCACUUGUUGAUUGAUUCAGCAUUUCACACGAAAUCUAUCAUUGUUCCGAUCUCAGACGCAUAAAUUGCAGUAUUACAACAUGUUAGGGUUUCCAGAUUCCAUGGAUUUUGAGAAGAAACGAAUUCAAUUUCUGUUCUUCAUCAUUGGCAUAAUCGCUCUCAGUUUCACAGCUGACAAAUGUAGGCACCUGGUUGGCGAAGAGGCUUCAUCUAAGAGUGGGAAGUUUACAAUUUUAAACUGUUUCGAUGGGAGUUCAGGAACUGUGGCAUGUGCGGUGAAGGAAGGUGUGAAGAUCUACUUCUACAAUAUCAGAGCUGCUCAUGUCGAGGGAGCAAGGCAUAAAGCAAUUGAACAAGCGCUAGUUGAUGCUUUGUCACAGGGCUUGGCUCCCAAAGAUGCUGCUAAACAAGCCCAGAAAGAAGCAGCAAAAGCGGCAAAACUUGCAACCCGACAAGCCAAACGCAUCAUAGGCCCUAUAAUCUCUUCAGGAUGGGAUUUUUUUGAAGCAAUUUACUAUGGGGGUACAAUGACAGAAGGGUUUCUCCGUGGCACUGGAACCUUGUUUGGAACCUAUGCUGUUGGUUUCCUUGGAGAGCAAAGGUUUGGGAGGUUUGGUUAUUUGAUUGGGAGCGAAUUGGGAAGUUGGGUUGGAGGAAGAAUUGGAAUAAUGGCAUAUGAUGUUGUCAAUGGAGUGCAUUUCUUACUUCAGUUUGUUCAACCAGAGGAAACUAAAGUUUACGAGACUCCUGCUUUUGAAAGUUCCGAUUCUGAAGCGGAGGAAACUAAAGUUUACGAAGCUUCUGCUUUUGAAAAUGCUGAACAUUCACGAGAUUCGUACGUGCAUGAGGCAUUUGAAGACUCCAAUAAAGAUUCACAAGAUUCGUAUGUGCACGAGGCAUUUGAAGACUCCAAUAUUUAUGAAUCUCCGUCUUAUGAGCGCUCUGAAGCGCAUGAAGAGCUUUGAGCUUUUGAUGAUUAUAAUCUUUUUUCUUGAAUGUGUUAGUCAGUAGACGGUGUUUGAUGAUUUGUCAUUGAAUAUUUGUGUAGAAAUUUACAGAGAGGUGGUGCUGUUGUAUAGUUUGUUUUUGUUUGCAUGGGAAAUUCUAUUAUGGUCUUUCGGGCAGGAACCUAGAUUAGUGUGUGCGCUAGUUUUUCAAAAUAACAUGAAAUUUAAAUGGUUAACGAGCUUUUGUGGAAGGAAA
Messenger RNA from Camellia sinensis, 1291 nucleotides. RefSeq lists its product as uncharacterized. The record is from RefSeq and is a predicted model, not a curated record. NCBI's taxonomy places the organism in Eukaryota, Viridiplantae, Streptophyta, Magnoliopsida, Ericales, Theaceae.